CGAAGACAUAAAUUCGGCCCUGUCAUGAGUUUAUGCUAAUGGGUUUAGUAAUAGGUGAAUAAUUUUAAUGUGCCAAAGGGACGUGUUAUUUUGCUUCCAGUUGAAAGUGAAAGUAGACACGAGAGAAAACCGUUUGCCCCCAAUUGUGUCCUGCCCCGCCUUGACUUUCGCUACGUCAGUGCCAAGGUGAGCUGCCGUAGCUGUUGGCCACCUGGAAGGAUUGCUGUCAGCGACAAGCAGUCACUAAUAUAAACAGAAUUUGGAAGAAAUAACUUAGGUUAUAAAAUGACCUCUCUUCGUUUGUAUUCCCUUUCGGACAGUCCUCCUGCAUGUGCUGUUCGUCUUUGCCUUGAAUGUUUGGGCCUCAAUUACACUACUGUUGAUGUCGACUAUGUAAAUGGAGAGCAUUUGUCUGAAGAGUAUGCACUUAAAAAUCCUCAGAAAGAAAUACCUGUACUAGAUGAUAAUGGAUUUCUUCUCAGUGAGAGUGCUGCAAUUCUUCAGUAUCUCAGUGAAAAAUAUGAUACUCAAGGAAAACUGUACCCAAAAGAUGUACAACAGAGGGCUAUUGUAAAUCAUCGCUUGGCAUUCAAUCUUUCAUCAUAUUAUCAAAGAAUACUGGAGUAUGCUAUUGCUCCAAUCUUUUUUGAUUAUCCUAAAACCACAACUGGUUUAAAGAAAAUGAAAGAAAGUCUUUCAGUAUUCAACACAAUUUUACAAAGGCAAGGAGCAAAAUUUUCUGCAGGAGAUUCUUUGACAAUUGCUGAUUUUGCUUUAGUUGCUGCAACUAUGUGCUUGGAAGCUGUGGAAUUUGACCUGAGUAACUAUCCCAAUAUUGUACAAUGGUACAAUAAUUUCAAAAGAGAGUACCCUAAGUUAUGGGCAAUUUCUGAAAAAGCAAUGUUAGAAUUACAUGAAUUUUAUAAAAAUCCUCCAAAUUUAUCAGAAAUGAAACAUCCGUAUCAUCCAGUUCGCAAACAAUAACAAGAAAGUUCUGAAGGUGAUACACUUAAUAUGCUAUAUAAUAAACAUAAAACUGUGUUGUAACAGCCAAUAAAGGACAUUAGGUUUAUACGAA
Molecule: messenger RNA, 1078 nt
Organism: Gryllus bimaculatus (two-spotted cricket)
Lineage: Eukaryota; Metazoa; Arthropoda; Insecta; Orthoptera; Gryllidae
Source: the annotation of a GenBank genome assembly